Messenger RNA from Bipolaris maydis ATCC 48331, 855 nucleotides. RefSeq lists its product as uncharacterized. The record is from RefSeq and is a predicted model, not a curated record. NCBI's taxonomy places the organism in Eukaryota, Fungi, Ascomycota, Dothideomycetes, Pleosporales, Pleosporaceae.
AUGGUUUCUGCCAAAUUCCUCGCUCUUGCCUUGGGCGUUGCCCUUGGUGCUCAAGCCAGCGACAGCCCUUCUGUCGACGCCAAUGUCAUGGCUGGAAACAUUGCUAGCGCAGACAUCAAUGCAUUUUGGGAUACCACUUGGCCAAAAAUGCAGAAACAUCUUCCCGGCAUUGAGUGCUCAAUCGGUGGACACGCCGAAGGAAAGAACGCAUCCGAUUCCUGCAAGGAGAUUGAGGCUAGCCUCGUCCCUGUGUUUCCCGGCAUUCAUUGCACUGGCAAUCUCGACGAAGUGGCACUGAAAGCAAGCAGCAAGGCCCCUGUCACUGUUCUGCGCCGUGAUUCUGCGCUCGAGCGCCGCAGUCGUGAGCUCGAGGAAGCUGCUGAGAGAGAAGAGCAGAAAAUCGAUCAACAGAUUGAUCAGAAGAAACGGUCAAUACUUCUCUCGUGUGCUGAUGCUCCUCACCCUGGCAACUGCUACACUUGUGUUGCAGCUGGUGCAACUCAAGCCCUUACAAGUGGAGCAAAGUGUGUCCUCGCAUUCAAAGUCGCAAUGGAUGCGCUUGCGCGCGGUGAGCCUCAGCCAGGCGGUGAGAACAACGGCAAGCUUUGGACUGGUUAUGGUGUCUGCCUUGCUAGCGCCAUCGGAGAUAUGGGGGCUGCGGUCUCUGGUUGCCCUCUCCGAGUAAUAAAUGAAGAGACAUGUCUGUCCAGAGUUGCUAGAGGCAUCGGUUCUAGUGCGGCUAGUGGAAAGCGGUGGCUUGUGUAGUUGUUAGGCGAUUUCGUCGAUUGGAUCUGUAGUAGUCAGCGAAUGAAGGAAAAGAGUAAUCUAAAUUUCUAUAGACUAAUCAAUUCUUAA